AUGGGCUCCAUUUUCAACUAUAACGGGGGGUGCGUCCUUGGCAUGAGCGGCGCGCAGUGCGUAGCCAUCGCGUGUGACCUGAGGCUCGGCUCAAACAACUUUACGACCAUCAGCACCAAUUUCACAAAGGUGUUUAAAAUUAACGAAUAUGUGUAUGUGGGCCUCAGCGGACUCGCAACAGAUAUUCAAACAUUGUAUGAGUUGCUCAGGUACCGAGUGAACCUGUACGAAAUAAGACAAGAGACCCUAAUGGACAUAGAUUGCUUUGCAAAUAUGUUAUCGAGCAUUUUGUAUUCUAAUCGAUUCUCUCCCUACUUCGUGAAUCCUAUUGUGGUUGGCUUUCGAGUUAAACAUACCUAUGAUGAUGAGGGGAAAAAAAUAUGUACGUAUGAACCCUACCUCACUGCGUACGACUUGAUUGGUGCCAAGUGCGAGACUAAAGAUUUUGUUGUGAACGGAGUCACCAGCGAACAACUCUAUGGAAUGUGUGAAUCGCUCUACAUAAAGGAUCAGGAUAAAGACGGCCUCUUCGAAACCAUCUCUCAAUGUCUACUGAGCGCCUUGGACAGGGACUGCCUUUCCGGAUGGGGAGCCGAAGUUUACGUUCUGUAUAACGCCCGAUACGAUCAUGAAGAAGAAACUGAAAGCAAGAAUGGACUGAAGCGCCACUUUUUUUUUUUACGCCCCGCAAAAAUCAGCUUGGCCUACUCCGUCAGUUUGAAUGUAGCCAAAAGGAGUUCCUUCAUAAGCAGCAGCAUUGAAAAUGGCCUCAAGUUCACCGCUCGCGCUGGGGGAAGAAGCAAAAGCGACAGGAGGAAAAUAAGUGCUUCACAGGGAAACGUAAUUUACAAGCAAAUAAAAGAGAGAGGCAUUCCCUUCAAGUUUUAUAACAUCGGGGAUUCCUUCUAUGGAAGGAUACUCAGCAUAAGUAAAAAAAAUAUAAAGCUGGACAUUUUGUGUGACAGGAAGGCAUACUUAAAUACAUCCGAGUAUUUCCGUUCACCCAUUUUACACAAAUAUGUUUUCGCGUUGCUAAAGGUACACAACAUCAUUCGAGUGAAAAUUAAAUACAUUCAAAGUAUUCAUCAGAAGAUUGCAGUGCAGAUACAAAAGUACACCUACGAGGAAAUUUUAUCGUCCUUUAAUAAUGGGCGAAGUUUAAUCAACGCGAAGAUUUUGGAUGUCCACGACGACCACGUGUUGCUUUACUUGGCACCUCAAAUUCAUGCAAAGUUGCUGCUGCGCGUGGGGGAGCGUGCGGACGACUACAGGGCAGGAAACGACGUCCUUGUGCGGAUUGACCACUUCGAUGAGCGGCGCGGGGAGUUGUAUGUACGCGUUCCAUAG
Molecule: messenger RNA, 1347 nt
Organism: Plasmodium fragile
Lineage: Eukaryota; Apicomplexa; Aconoidasida; Haemosporida; Plasmodiidae
Exons: 5
Coding region: 1-1347 (448 amino acids)
Biological process (GO): proteasome-mediated ubiquitin-dependent protein catabolic process
Cellular component (GO): proteasome core complex; proteasome core complex, beta-subunit complex
Source: RefSeq, a predicted model, not a curated record